GAGCCAUUUGCCCAUUCUCCGUGGUUACGACUUACAUGCAUCAGCUUGGAUUACGUGCGGGGUACGACUGUGCGGAUUGCGGAGCGUGUGAUGUCUGGGAGUAUUUGUCUCGUGUUCGUUUCGAGUGUCAAAUCAUCGAUAAUGUUUUGAAUCACGUGUUGAGAUUCAGUAAAAAAACCUUGUCGUCUGUUCAUGUGAUUGUGAUGAUUGAGAGUAGUGGAUUUUUGUUAAAAGUGUCCAGUGUGUCCUGAGAUGCAACCAUCAGCAUAUCGCCGCUUGUGAUCCCGGGACAGGAGAGGCCGCAUAUCAGACAUUUCAAAGUAAUCACGACUUGAUACAUUGCCAUUCAAAAUGGUUAGCAACGGUUCCGGCAGCACUCCCCGUAUCCAGGUAUUUAGACCAACUUACGAGGAGUUCAAAGAUUUUGCUAAGUAUGUCGAAUUUAUGGAAAGUAAAGGCGCUCAUAAGGCAGGUUUGGCGAAAGUAAUUCCUCCGCCAGAAUGGGUACCGAGGAAAGGAGGAUAUGACGUUGAAUCUUUAAACAUAAACAUACCUGCUCCUAUUUGUCAAGUUGUGACAGGAAAGCAGGGACUGUAUCAGCAAAUUAAUAUACAGAAAAAGCAAAUGACUGUAAAAGAAUUCCAAAAGCUGGCGAAUUCAGAGAGGUACAAUACCCCCAAGCACUUUGAUUAUGAAGAUUUGGAACGAAAGUAUUGGAAAAACAUCACUUAUGUAGCUCCAAUUUAUGGAGCGGACGUGUCUGGUUCCCUGACGGAUCCAGAUGUCAAGGAAUGGAACAUUAAUCAUUUAGGCACUAUUUUAGAUUACGUUAACAAAGAUUAUGGCAUUUCUAUUGAUGGUGUCAAUACAGCGUAUCUCUAUUUCGGAAUGUGGAAAACUACAUUUGCCUGGCACACCGAAGAUAUGGACUUGUACUCGAUAAACUAUCUACAUUUUGGUGCACCCAAAACGUGGUAUGCUAUUCCCCCUGAACACGGAAGACGCUUGGAACGACUUGCCAGUGGGUUUUUCCCAUCAUAUUAUCAGAACUGUCAAGCAUUUCUGAGACACAAGAUGUCAUUGAUUUCUCCACAAAUUUUGAGACAGUACUCAAUUCCUUGCAAUAAAAUAACUCAAGAAGCUGGCGAGAUUAUGAUAACAUUUCCAUACGGUUAUCACGCAGGCUUUAACCAUGGUUUUAAUUGCGCCGAGUCUACAAACUUUGCGGCUCCAAGAUGGGUUGAAUACGGAAAGCGGGCAACACAGUGUACAUGCAGUAAGGAUAUGGUGAAAAUUUCCAUGGACACGUUCGUCAAACGGUUUCAGCCAGAAAGGUAUGAACUGUGGCUACGUGGAGAGGACGUUGGAUCUCAUCCUGAGGAUCCUCGGCAAACAGCUGCACCAAUGCCCUCUCAACUGGAUCUCCUUUGUAAUAGUGAAAGUAAUGGAGAAUUGCCAGAAGGAUAUCUAUCUGCUGCACCUAAAAAUAAGCGCCAUACGAUUCAUUGCAAAAAAAAUAAUCCUAACACGAAUAUGGAUUUGACGCAGCUAGUUAAAAACCAGCCUAAUAUUCCUACGUAUGUCAAACAGUUCCUUCAGAUGAUGGAUGAUGAAGAAGCUGAGGCUGAGCCUGAUGAGCAACAAUUGGAGGUUUUGGAAGACAUCUGGUUGAAGGCGGGAGAAAUGGAUGUGGAUGAGGUUUCUGUUUAUGACGAUGGUUACAAUCGUAAAAAGGGCAGGAAAAGAAAGAAGAAACUGAUUUCGGAAAGAGAAAAGCCGAAAACAAGAAAGUCAUCUCUCAAGUUCAGGGCCAACUCUGAUUGUAGUUCGACUACGGCUGGUGAUUCAGAAAAUAGUGUCACUGUGAAAAAGGAGUUAUCGAGUGCAUCUGAAGGUGAAGAUGGUGACAUCUCAUACAAACCACUCAAAGUCAAAAUUAAAGUCAAACCCGAGAAAGGAAGACCUGGAAGGAAGAAGAAGAAGCAUCCUAAUGAUAAGGAAAAGGAAGCAAAGAGUUUCGAAGUUAAGAAAAAUAAGGCGCGGAAGCCAACUAAGAACAAGCGAAAGUCUCCAAAUGAUGAAGUAUUCCAUUCAAAUGAACCAUUGGAUGUAUCUGAUGCAGAUGUUCAGCGAAAGCUUAUGGCAAUGCCUAGUCUAACUGCUUACAAAGCCACUUCUUCAAUAAAAGAAUUUCCCACUGCUCAGAAUAAAGUUCACUCUUUUCCUGCAAAUAACGCAGAGAGCAAAGUAACAAUAAUCGCUAUUAAAGACAAUAAUGGACCCUCAAAUAUCACUUUAACUCAUGAUAAUAGAACAGAAAAUGAUAUUGAAGAGGUGAAAGAAAAGUCUGUCGAUGACUAUGCGAGCAUAAUUCAAAUUAAAAACGACAUCAAAUCUGAUAUGGAAAUAAAACGUUGCAAGCCGCCCAUUUUAAAACGAUCCAAUUGUUCUGUGCAGCGUAAGAGAGCAAAAAAUGUCUCCAACGCGAAGCAGAGUACAUCCGUUAUUAACAUGGAUAAUGCAAAACAACUUAGUUAUUCAGCCUUAAAAAGUGUAAACACGACACUUAUUACCAAACAAGCAGCGAGGUAUGAUAGAAAUAGUAUUUUAAAAGCUCCGAAACUUAAUUUGCCAGUAGAAAAACAGGACAAUCAACAAAUGCCGAAGCUGGAAUCGGAGGAACCGAUACAAGGAAAUAAAGACUUUAGUAGAUUAAUAGAUACCGCUUAUAUUCUUCCCCCAAAGGUCUGGAACCCAACGCAGAAUCCUCACUUAAUAGCAACUAGUAGUGUCACUUAUUUACCAAGUAACACGACCAUCACUAAGUGUAAUCGCUCUAAUCAAUCAACAAUCUCGAGUCACUUAUCAACAUCCAAUCUAUCAGUAUCUAAUCAAUACACAUCUGUUAAAUACAGUCAGCCGCAGAAUAAUCAGAGGGCAGAGUUGCUCAAAACGAGUCUAUCUGUCCAAAGGAAUGCACCUUUGACACAACAAAACCGAAAUUUCCACGCUGAUAAAAUGCUUAUAGCAGAACCCGUGCCUAUAAACUACUCCAAAUCUGCUGGCGAGGAAUCUAAUAAUGUAAUCAGGAAAUUUGUUCAACUGUCUGAUCCUCAAAAAUUCUUCGUACAGGAUCUAGAUCCUGAGAACAAUUUCCAGCCUGCGGUUUCGUUAUUGACAAAUGGCCACGAUAAAGUUCCAUCGUCUUCGAUUGAUAAUUUGAGCCCACCAAUUAGAAUUCCAAAACCGUUAAUGACAGCAGCGACUAUAACACCUUCAAAUGUUCCAAAGUUUCCUUUAGGAAACGAUUAUCUUAAGGCUAAAAAAUCACCGUCUGGAUGUUACGUAGUCACUCCCAAAAAACCACCGCCCUCAUUGUUACGGAUAUCUGCAAAACCAAUUCAGAAGAACUUAAACAAAUCGAUCCUGUCAUCAAGGCCGUUUAUGCAGCCGCAUAGUUUUAAUAAGAGAGUGACUAACCAAGUGCAGGAGGAGGAAGAUGAUGAUGACGUGAUCAUCGAAGAAGUUGGGCCGAAACCUACUUUAGCAGAUAAAUGCUCUCUAUCGAUGGUACAGAAGAGGUGUUCUAUAUCGACGCAGGUUAAUAAUAUGCCUGGAUCGGAAAACAGCAUUUAUCGAUUUAAUGUGGCCAAUAAUAAUAAUAAUAAUAUUAACAAAAAAUCUGUAACUGACACAAUAGAUGUUUCUAUGUAUAGUACAAGGGCCCCAUCAUUUAGUUCUCAAACCAGCGAACAAAACUGUGAAUCAAAGUCAGAAGCUACGCAAAAUGAUUCACCCGAUUCUAAUAAGAACUUUAUGGAAUCUUUGUCACAGAAUUUGCAAAAUAAGAUACAGAAUAAGGCUCCUAGUAUCUUGCAUUCGAUAGAAUCAAAGAGUAGAAGGAAGUCAAAAGAGAAGCCGAAGAAAAUUGUGGUAAAUCGAGAUUUUGAUGAGAUGACAGAAUCGCCGAGUUCGAAUUGUCAGUCAGCAGCGUUAAGUUUCCACUCGAAAAGUGUUAUUUCUAUUAAUCAUGCGACAAUUCCAGGCCACGUUUCGGAGAUGCUUUAUCCGAAUGUACCGGAAAGCAAAUGUUUGCAGGCGUUUAAUAAUUACUGGAGUGCGCAAAUUUCACAUUGUGCUAUUUGUGCUCCUUUUGCCUUGGCUAAGAAUUUAAGCAACAGGCAAAUGUCCUCAGACUGGAAGUAUUGCACGGCAACAUUAUUACCUGAAAGUUCGCCGAUAUGGGUGUCUUCAAGGCUUUUUGCUGCAAAUUCUAAAGAACAAAAUAUAGAACCAGAAAAUAAUAGACUACUCCGAUGCAGAGAGUGUCACGUUACGGUUCAUGCAUCGUGUUAUGGGGUUACUGUAAUUUCCACAGAUUUACAAAGUUGGGCUUGUGAUAAAUGCAAGGCUGGAAAAAUGCAAGUGAUGUGUUGUUUAUGUCCGAUGAAUGGAGGAGCAGUAAAGCGAACGAGUGAUGGACUUUGGGCGCACAUAAUAUGCGCGCUCCUUUUACCAGGUAUAACGUUUAAAGAUGCUGUGAACAAAGAUCCCAUCAACGUUUUGACGAUGAAACUAGGUUUGACUAAACAACAAUGCAGUUGCUGUGGCCAAAAGAGCGGAGCCUGUCUUAGAUGUAAUCAAUGUAGCGCUCUCUUUCAUCCUUCCUGUGGUUUAGUAAGGGGCGCUACAUUCGUUAUUCCACCAUAUAAUUCAGAUGAACUAAAGAUAACUUGCCAUGGCCAUGAUGAGGGAAAGGAGAAAAUUCCCAUGGUUGGUCUAGGAGAAACUGUUUGGGCUAAGCAUCGUAACACCCGCUACUACAAGGCAAAAAUUGGUUCCAUACAGGAUACUCUUUUUUACAUGGUCACGUUUAGAGAUCGCAGUUUCAGCGAAGAUCUUUAUCCAGGCGAUAUCACUAACUAUGAUCCUCGAACUGUACCUGCAAUUGGAGCUCAAGUAAGAGUGAAAUGGACAGAUGACAACGUAUAUGAUGGAAUUUUUGAAGGCACUAACCACCGCAUUAUGUACAAUGUCGUCUUUGAAGAUAGUUCGCAACUUUUAUUGAAACGAAACGAAAUCUACAGUCUGCAGGAGGAUCUUCCUAAAAGAGUACGUUUGCGUUUGUCGGUUGCAACUGAAAUGAAGCACCGGGCGCACCUUUACGGCAUCGAGGAAGAAUCGGAAACGCAAAGGAAGCUGAAGCCGGCGAAAAAAGUAUGAUCGGAAAACAGUUAUAAUCUCGCAAUCUUAAUAAAAGUAAUCCGUAAUUUGUACAAAUUCUUUUGAACGUUAGUUCAGAAAGUCGCGUAUGCAAGAGGCGCGGACUUUUAUUCAAUUGACUUCUGAUUUUAAGUAAUAACUGGGCUAAAUUGAUUCAAUGUCAUUAUCGGUGUAACUUUUAGUUCUUUUUCCCCGCUCGAAAGAUUAUCUCGUUCAUUACUUACACUUUAUCGACCGUGUGAGAGGCGAGUAAUUGUAUGAUAUUAAUACAUAGCAUUCUUUAUAUAAAUAUAUGUAUACAGCGUGAAACAGGUCGAUUGUAUAUUUUUAGUGUACAUUUAGACGUACAAUGUAACUGAAUUAUAAAUCUUUCGCUUCCCAGCACUCUUCAUACCUUCAUUUCAUUGUUUUCACGAAAUGCAAUUUAUUGUUGCAGUGGCGUCCUCUUUUUAGGUCGUAAACAGCACUUUUGUAUUCUAUACCAUUAUAUACUAUACAAUAUAAUCCGCUUCAGUCGCCCAUGUUCUUUCCAGAUUUUUUUUAUCUGUGCGCAAUGUUAUUCCGAAAUUUUUCUUCAUCUCUGUCACAUCUAUGUCCUAUGUUUUUAAAGCUGAUAGUGGAUUGUUGGGUGGUGUGAAAAAAGGAGCUCGUGCUCGUUACUCUUAAAAAUAUUUUUAACACUCUGUUUCUCUGCGACAUCUCUUUUAAAGAUGUCAAUCAACUUGAUCAUGAGUAUUUUCACGUUAAGGUAUUACGUGUAAAUAAUUAAGUGAAGAUCGUUGAAACUUAAAAGGUUUAGCUAUACAUCACCAUUACCCGUUAUUCAUAAGUUGUGGUAUGCUUAAUAACUUAUACAAGAAGCAUUUAGAGAUAAGUCCAUUGAAAUUUGUAUCAUCUAGAACAUCGUUUAAUUAUUGUGUUGUAAAAUUAAGAGGGUUUAAAGCGCUGCACUCACGAUCGACGUCUUUGACUAGCUUUGAUCUCAUUCGCAACUUCGAUAUAGUAUUAUUCGGACUGUUCAGCGACGAUCCUUCGCAAGUGUAAUUCUUUAAUCACUAAAUAAUAUAAGUCAUACUUAUGUAUCGAAAUGUAGCAAUUAUGUGGAAACAGCGUGUAAUAAAGGACGCUGAUCAAAUACACAAA
Molecule: messenger RNA, 6366 nt
Organism: Belonocnema kinseyi
Lineage: Eukaryota; Metazoa; Arthropoda; Insecta; Hymenoptera; Cynipidae
Product: lysine-specific demethylase 4C-like
Exons: 10
Coding region: 352-5223 (1623 amino acids)
Biological process (GO): chromatin remodeling
Cellular component (GO): nucleus
Molecular function (GO): histone H3K9 demethylase activity; histone H3K36 demethylase activity
Source: RefSeq, a predicted model, not a curated record